Messenger RNA from Lizanozyma spartinae, 1365 nucleotides. It is a transcript of the gene MRP4, whose product is annotated as mitochondrial 37S ribosomal protein uS2m. Lineage: Eukaryota; Fungi; Ascomycota; Pichiomycetes; Serinales; Debaryomycetaceae. Bases 1 to 1365 code for a protein of 454 amino acids. The transcript has 2 exons. The record is from RefSeq and is a predicted model, not a curated record. Gene Ontology annotation, biological process: translation. Gene Ontology annotation, molecular function: structural constituent of ribosome. Gene Ontology annotation, cellular component: ribosome; mitochondrial small ribosomal subunit.
AUGAGUGGCAGCAACCCUUUGAGAAGGGUAGGGGUAAAUUUAUCCAUCAGAUAUGCGUCUACUGUGGCUUCAACAUCAUCUGAAUCUAUGGAUGGUUCUCUGGCCCAAGGUCUUUCUCAAAAGGAAUUGAGAGAAAAAGCCAUUGCAGAGGCCUUGGCUCGUGAAGAAGAGGCAGCUGCGAAGAUCAAGGCUAUUCGUGAAAUGAAGGCACAAAGUAGAAUCAAUAUCAACACUUUGAAUAAGACUCCUGUUCAUUUAGUAAAUUCCAGAUUGGCUAAGUUACAGAAGGACUUGGAUAGUAUUCCCAAUCAGGAUAAGGUCAAGCAAUUGGAUGAAGAACUUGAGUCUUUUAUGCUUGAGCAUAUGAAGUUGCCACCUGCAGCUACUCACAAUCGUCCCUGGGCUAAAGUAGGCUCAGAUCCUACUGUUAGUGGAAUAUACUCCGAAACUAAAGAUGACACCAGUGUUCAAAAGAUAAGAUCCACAAGUACAGGUAUUUACACAAAUGAAUUCCCCAACUUGAAACCAACUCCAGAUUACAGACCUUAUUCUGACCAAGAAUUAUACUUGAGACAAUUGGCUCACACUCGUCAAUCUGGUAAUUUGGGUUCUAAAGUUUCCAAUGUAUAUAAAGCCAAAUAUGAUGUUCUCAAGCCCAAAGAUAUUGGUGAAACAUCUAUUGCUACUCUAUUGGCUGCUGGUUGUCAUUUUGGUCAUUCUAGAGCCAUGUGGAGACCUUCUACCCAACCAUUCAUUUAUGGUGAAUACGAUGGUAUUCAUUUGAUUGAUUUAAAUCAUACCAUGGUGAAUUUGAAAACUGCUAGUCUGGUCAUCAAGGGAGUUGCCAGAAAGGGUGGUAUCAUCUUAUAUGUGGGUACUUCUAAAAACUUGGAGCAAGAAAGAGCAUUGGAAGAAGCAGCUAAGAGAUCUAAAGGAUUUUAUAUUUCUAAAAGAUGGAUCCCUGGUACUAUUACUAAUUUCACUGAAGUGACCAAACAAAUUGGAGGUGAAUAUAAAGUUGAACUUGAUAUGGGAGAUGUAUCCACCAAUAGAAGCUUUUCUGCUUCUCAAGAUAGAGAAUUGAUCAAACCUGAUUUGGUGGUUUUGGUGAAUCCUGUUGAUAACAGAAACUGUAUCAAUGAGUGCAUUAAACUGAGAAUACCAACCAUUGGAUUAUGUGACACCAACAUGGAACCUUCUCUUUUAACAUAUCCUAUUCCAUGUAAUGAUGAUUCAUCCAGAGCCACAUCAUUGAUGUUAGGUAUCUUGUCAAAGGCUGCUCAAACUGGUAUGGAGGAAAGAAUCACUGCCUUCAAGUCGUAUACCAAAGCGAAGUCAAGUGCACUGGGUGCAUCAUCUGCAUAA